AUGAAUAAAAAUUAAACUCACUGUCAAAUAUGAGAAGAGCUACUUUGAAGAAGCACUAAUCCUAUCAGAGAAAGAGAUCCAUAAUGCUGAGGACUAUCAGGACAUAUAUUCCUAUGGAUAUAACUUAAAAAGAGAGUAUGAUGAAGGAAAUAAAGAAAAGGAUUACAUGAAAUACAAGAGAAUGGUAUCAAUCAUAAGAGAUGUCCAAAAUGGAGCAAUUUGGCUACAAGAUAUUUACAAAGACUAUAAAUGGAGCAAAGAUGAACUUAUAUGCUCAAAUAUCGGCCAUGCAAUUCCCAAAUCCGACUACUUCAUCGUCCUCUGUGGUCACUCCGGUUGGAAGCUCAAAAUCCCCCCAGUCUGGGCCAAAGAAGCCUCUAAAACCCUCGAAGAUGCUACUCUACACCACCACCUCAUCUCCCACCUCUCGUCCCAAAAAAACACCCCUCACGCCCCCUUCCUCACCACCUACCAAUCCCUCACCUUCACCAAAUCCCCACCGCCCACAUCCCUCGACUCCCUCCUCUCCCUCACCAACACAAACUUCCCCAACCUCCGCCUCAGUUCCCCACUUAAAAUCCAAAAAUCCAGCUUGCCUCCCCAAAUGACCGACCAACUGUCCAACCUCCCCUACUACCACUCCAGUAACUUCCAAAACCUGUACCUCGUCGAGUCCAAAAACCCUCAAAUUCAUACAACAAAACCCUUGUAUUGCACUUGGGAAAAUUCGUCAGAAUUUUCCCAAAGUGAAUAUGUGGAAUUUCACGUACAGAAUUAUGAAGUUUUGAAAGUGGCGAAGAAGGGGUUUGGAAUUUGGUAUAUGGCUGAUAGGAAGUUUGAGCGAGGUAAGGAAUUUGAGGUUUUUGAGAGGCCGAAGUGGAGGAUGAAGUGGUGGGAUGAGAAGAGGCAUGGGGUUGAUUUUAAUGGGGUAAAGGACUUUUUGGAGGGGAAUGAGAUCGAGGUGUAUGAUGAGAGGAGUUUAAGGCUGUAUGGAGGGGGGCAGAAGGAGAAGUAUGAGAAGUAUGAGGAGAGUGGUGAGAGUUGUGAUGAGAGUAAUGAUGAAGAUGGUAUGUUUGCGGAUAAUUAUAGUAUGAACGGAGAGGAGGAAGUUAGAGGAGAGUAUUAUGGGAAUGUAGAAAUGGAAGAUGAUGAUUCUAUGAGGGGUCAUUUAACACCGGAAAUGUCUCCAUUUUAGACAUAUUUUGGUGUAAUUAAU
Moneuplotes crassus is the source of this 1216-nucleotide messenger RNA. NCBI's taxonomy places the organism in Eukaryota, Ciliophora, Spirotrichea, Euplotida, Euplotidae. The record is from the annotation of a GenBank genome assembly.